Molecule: messenger RNA, 1839 nt
Organism: Suncus etruscus (white-toothed pygmy shrew)
Lineage: Eukaryota; Metazoa; Chordata; Mammalia; Eulipotyphla; Soricidae
Product: gastrula zinc finger protein XlCGF57.1-like
Exons: 4
Coding region: 55-1839 (594 amino acids)
Biological process (GO): regulation of DNA-templated transcription
Source: RefSeq, a predicted model, not a curated record
AUUCAUGCAAAGGGUCUGGCUGCUGCUCUUUGGGAAUAAUACAGAUUGGAGAAGAUGGGACCCCACCCUCUGAUGUCCUGUUCCCAGGACAUGGUGACCUUCCCUGAUGUAGCCGUGAGCUUCUCCCCAGAGGAGUGGCCGUGUCUGGAUGCCUCUCAGAGGAUGCUCUACAGAGAUGUGAUGCUGGAGACCUACCAGCACCUGCGGGCCAUAGAAUGCAGACCACCAGUUCAGAAUCCCACCUUUCAACAACUUACUUUUGGAACCGUAUCUCCAAACUGGAGUGAAUUGGGAAACAGCAAGCCUCGCUGGGUUGUGAGUGAUCCUGUGCUGUGGGACAGAGUCUCGAAGGAACCACCCUGCUCGAAUCUUGAUGGGAGUGAGGACUCAGUGGUCAUCUGUUCUCUGGGAACCCAGAGUGAAGAGAGCAUCCUCGCUGUGGAGACCCGGUCCAUUGGUCACAGCAGUCCUAAGUCUCCUUCGCGCAGUCCCUGGACUCAGACCUCCACAGUGGGGUCACCGUGGGCCAAGCAACCAACAGAAUUUGCUCUGAGCCCCUUGGAGGCUCACAAGCACAUUCUUCAUAGAAUGGAGCCCCCUACCUUUAAGCAAUAUUUGGAGGCCUUCCCAUACACUUGGCACCUUUAUGCACCCUCAGACACACCGAUUACACAGGAUUCUUCUGAAUGUCAACAAGGUGGACAUGCUUUGAGUCAACUGUCACACCCGAGUGAUCCUAAGGAAGUCCGGACAGGAAACGCAUGUCAUAUAUGCUCAGAGUGUGGCAAGGCCUUUACUUACUCCUCAGCCCUUACUAUACACAAAAGAACUCACAAGAAAAUUCAUACAGGAGGGAAGCCUUAUAUAUGUCAGGAGUGUGGGAAGUCCUUUGCUCAUCCUUCACAGCUUAUUAGGCACAUGAAUAUUCAUACUGGAGAGAAACCUUAUUCAUGUCAGGAAUGUGGGAAAGCCUUUGCUCAAUUCUCACAUCUUAUAAGGCACAAGAAUAUUCAUACAGGAGAAAAGCGUUAUUCAUGUCAGGAGUGUGGGAAAACCUUCACUCAGUCCUCAAAUCUUUCUGGGCACAUGAAAAUUCAUACUGGAGAGAAGCCUUAUUCAUGUCAGGAGUGUGGGAAAGCCUUCACUCAUUACUCACAGCUUACUACGCACAUGAAUGUUCAUACUGGUGUGAAACCCUAUACAUGUCAGGAAUGUGGGAAGGCCUUCGCUCAUCCCUCACAACUUUUUAGGCACAUGAAUAUUCAUACUGGAGAGAAACCUUAUUCAUGUUAUCAGUGUGGGAAAGCCUUCACUCAAUCCUCAACCCUUUCUGGGCACAUGAAAAUUCAUACCGGAGAGAAGCCUUAUUCAUGUCAGGAGUGUGGGAAGGCCUUUAUUAAAUCCUCACAACUUACAGUGCACAUUAAAAUUCAUACAGGAGAGAAGCCUUAUUCAUGCCAGGAGUGUGGUAAGGCCUUCGCUCAUUAUGCACAGCUUACUACACACAUGAAUAUUCAUACUGGCGAGAAGCCCUAUACAUGUCAGGAGUGUGGGAAGGCCUUUGCUCGAUCUUCGACCCUUUAUGUGCACAGGAAAGUUCAUACAGGAGAGAAGCCUUAUUCAUGUCAAGAGUGUGGGAAGGCAUUCGCUCAAUCCUCAAACCUUACUACGCACAUGAAUGUUCAUACAGGAGAACAGCGUUAUUCAUGUCUGGAGUGUGGGAAGGCUUACACUUUCCAAGCAGGCCUUCAUAAACAUAAGAGAAUUCAUUCUGGAGAGAAACAAGCAGUGCAUAAGGAAUGUGAGAAGGCCUUCACUGCUAUUCAAACCUUUUCAUAG